Macrosiphum euphorbiae (potato aphid) is the source of this 234-nucleotide messenger RNA. The record is from the annotation of a GenBank genome assembly. Lineage: Eukaryota; Metazoa; Arthropoda; Insecta; Hemiptera; Aphididae.
AUGAAACUUAAAGAUAUUCCAGAGGUACUGACCAUAGAAAAUUUAAACUAUCAACUGAGAGGUAUUACUUCAUUUGUUAAUGGUGGUGAAUUAAGUGUGUCCAGUGUAUGUCAUUAUAAGGAUUACUGUAAGAGAAUAAGUUCGUGGGAAGUGUAUGACGACUUGGCUACAAAUUCCAUAACUCUUAAUUCUAUGACAAAAGUUGCUUGUGAUUUUAUUGUAUAUACAGUUUAA